AUGGAGGGCAAUGUUGAAAAAGCAAAGGGGAAGGAUGAGAACAAAAAAGUAUGCAAUCCUGUGAUAAACAAGUUGAAAAAAAAAAAAAAAAAAAAGUUGGAAAAACAAAAAAAGUUGGAAAAACAAAAAAAGUUGGAAAAACAAAAAAAGUUGGAAAAACAAAAAAAGUUGGAAAAACAAAAAAAAUUGGAAAAAAAAAAAAAAUUGGAAAAAAAAAAAAAAAAAUUGGAGAAAAAAAAUGAAAUAUAUUCUGACAAAAGUGAUAGUGAUAAAAACGACGAAUUGAUUGUUAAUUUUGACCUAUUGGAUCCAGACGAUAUAUAUAAAGAUAACAUAAGAAUAUUGUUAAAAAAUUCAGAACUAUAUAAUAAUCUAAAAUGCUUUGAAAAGCUGAUACAUAUAAUAUGUGAACAACAAAACAUUGGAAAGGUUGUUUGCAUCUCAAACGGAAACGGAAACGGAAACGGAAACAAAAAUGGGGACGAAAACAACUUAAUCAGCUUUGCAACUAUCAUAAAUUUAAACCAAUAUAACGAAUUAAUAAGUUUAAAAGAUAUGUUUAUAAAUAAAAUUGAAAAGAUUAAUAAAAAUAUCGAAUUUGAAGAAGAUCGUAAACAAAUUAAAACGUUAUUCGAAAAAAAAAAUUUAAAUAUUGGUUUAUUAAUUAGCAAUAGAAUAAUAAAUUGUCCUAUACAUGUAAUUCCAUUAAUCCAUAAAAAUAUAGAUGAAGAUAUUAUAUGGUCUCAAAAUAUUGAAGAUAUGGAUAAAAAUGAAAAACAAUUUUAUUUUUAUGAUUAUAUUUUAUUUUAUACUAAAGCUUAUAAAAAUAUAAAUAAUCCUGAUCAAAUAAUUUUUUACAAUUUUGAAGAAGAACAUUUUUUUAAACAUAAAUUAUACUACUUAAUGUGGAAUAACAAUAAUAUUAAAAAAUUCUACGAAAUAGAAAAUGAAAAAAAUAAAGAAACGAAUUAUAAAGAAUUUAUUAUAUUUUUUAUUAUAACAUAUUCAAAAUAUCAACAAGUUUCGGAACAGCUUCAAAAUCUAAUUUCGACAUCUUAA
This is a messenger RNA of Plasmodium yoelii, 1059 nucleotides long. Its product is annotated as protein BCP1, putative. The transcript has a single exon. NCBI's taxonomy places the organism in Eukaryota, Apicomplexa, Aconoidasida, Haemosporida, Plasmodiidae. Gene Ontology annotation, cellular component: nucleus. The record is from RefSeq and is a predicted model, not a curated record. The coding region runs from base 1 to 1059 and encodes 352 amino acids.